Molecule: messenger RNA, 1483 nt
Organism: Trifolium pratense (red clover)
Lineage: Eukaryota; Viridiplantae; Streptophyta; Magnoliopsida; Fabales; Fabaceae
Exons: 1
Coding region: 111-1151 (346 amino acids)
Source: RefSeq, a predicted model, not a curated record
GAAGGCACACUGACAGAACCGAUAAGCAUCAUUAAAUUUCCCAAUUUGGUCCACUCUCGAACUACAACUCAUUUCACUCUCACAGUCUCACUCCACCAACAAAACAAAAAAUGAUGAACGCAACUCGAGCAGAAGCAGAACGGUUACUCGGAAUCUCAGAAAAACUUUUACAAAACCGAGAUCUAAAGGGUUCAAAAGAAUUCGCAAUCUUAGCCCAAGAAACCGAACCUCUUCUAGAAGGUUCCGAUCAGAUCUUAGCAAUCGUCGAAGUUCUCAUCGCCUCCGAAAAACGCAUCAACAACAACCCUGACUGGUACUCCAUCCUCCAAAUCGAUCGCAGAUCCGACGACCUCGAACUCAUAAAAAAACAGUACCGCCGUCUUGCUCUCCUUCUUCAUCCCGACAAAAGCCGAUUUCAUUUCGCCGAUCACGCUUUCAAGCUUGUUGCUGAUGCUUGGGCUGUUCUCUCCGAUCCAAUUAAGAAAUCUCAUUACGAUAAAGAUCUAUCGUAUUUUGCUCGUGUUGAUUUAUCGGUUCCCGGUUGGGUUCAGCAAGAUAAGUUACCGGUUCGAAGAACCGUUCCCGGUACUGGUACUGGGUCUGGUCCACGGAACAGUGCGGCUUCUGCUAGAGAUGAGAUAGCGGCAGAUGUUCGUAGGAACGCGACGUUUUGGACGGCGUGUCCUUACUGUUACCGUUUGUAUGAGUACCCUAAGGUUUAUGAGGGUUACUGUUUGAAAUGUCCUAAUUGUGAGAGAUCUUUUCAUGGUGUAAAUGUUCCGUCUUUACCGCCGUUAGUUCCGGGGCAAGAAGCUUAUUAUUGUUGCUGGGGUUUUUUCCCCAUGGGGUUUGUGCAUGGUGGUUCUGUUGAGAAAGAGGCUGAGCUGGCACCUGAGGUUGUGCCGGAUGAACCUGCUCCGGUGCCAAUAGCCGUUCAGCCUGCUUCUUCACUUCCUAAUUGGAUGCCGGCGCCUGUACCUGUGGAGAAUGGUAGGAAUAAUGUAAUGCCAGUGCCACCAGUGUCAGCUACGGUUACUACACCAGCUAGGGUGACAACAAGGUCAGGUGUUGUUACCGGUGGUGUUGCAAAUGGUGUUGCUGGUUCGGGAUCAGGUCCGAAGAAGCGGGGAAGGCCAAGGAAGUAUUAUUAAUGUGAGAUUGGGAAGCGACCGGACUCAAGAAUGUUAGAAAGCGCUAUUGCAUUUGGGCUUUUUUCGGAGCUGGAAUGUGCAAGAUGUUUGAUAGUUUUAGGUAAGAGUGGAAGUUGGUUUAAAUGGAUAGUUUGUAGGCAAUGUUGUUGUUGUCUUGUUUAAUUUCUUGUUUAUAUAGAUAUAGUUAACUUAAUUGUCUUAUUAUCGGUAUAUUUAACUCUUUGAUAUCUGCUAUUAGGGUUGAAUCACCAUUUCUGCUAGUUGGUAAGAAGGGGAACAAUGUCACUUGUUGGUUAUUGUUGAAAUUGAAUGCACAAAGCCUUGACUGCUAA